AUGAUGUCGAUUGUUAGUCUUAAUUUGGUUUGUUUGUUGGACUCGAUUCAUGUGAUAAUGAGUGAAGACAUGGAUGACUGGAACCCCAUGAGUGACGCCUUCAAUAGCGUCUGGUAUAACAGUUACAGUAGUGGACAGACAGGCGCUAACCUACCCGUCCACUUGUUGCCUCCCUUUGGUGGUCAGUUGUCACGGCCUAAGACUCGUGAGAACGUCAAGCUAUACAUCGAUGGCUUUCCUGAAGAUGUAACUGAAGGUUAUCUCCAACGCAUCGGUUGUAAGCCAUCGACGGUUAAGAGAGUGAAGAGUCGUUUGGGACGAUAUUAUAGUUUUGUAGACUUUAAUAGUUAUAAGGAGGCGCUGAACGCCAUUCAAUUGAUUAGAAGUCAAUCACUAUUUUCGCUUUCGGUGGGAUUCGCGACGACUGAAGCGGACAAACAACAGAAGGAUUUCUAUAUUGAUAAAGAAAAGGAGUAUCUGUUGCGAAGACAUUUGCAAAUGAAGCCCAAACUAGACAUCGGUGACUGUGCGGCCAUUAAUGCCAAUAAUCGCCACUCGAGUCACUCUAACGGUCAUCGCAUUGAGUCCGACAAUGAAAGUCAUGAGUCCUCGCAUUUGGAGGUAUUGUCUCCUUUGGCUAAAAGUGAUAAACUGUUGAAAGUAUUGAACACUUCUGGAGACGAGUGUUCGUUCUGUAAUGGAAACGAUACCAUAGAGCACCUGCACUUCAUUCUUGAUGAGCAGCAGGUGAUUGAUCCCAAACAACUCCCGGCACUCAUUGCAGCGAACACUGAGUGCCAGAAGUGCGGUCAGAAGAGUGCAAACAUAAAGUUGUGCUCUCAAUGCAAGACUACUUAUUAUUGUGGCCUCAAAUGCCAGUCAAGUGAUUGGAUUAAUCACAAAAAGAUCUGCAAUGCGGACGCUGUGGACAACACUCCGAGAGUGGUUUCGUCGACAAACGCGUCGCUGCCGUCCGUCCCGACCAGAGAGAGGACUCGAAGCCCUCCGCCCACCAAUCACUCGGUGUCUAAACUCAAGAGCCCUAUAAAGGAGGCCAACAAUUGUGAUGAUUCUCUUAUGAUAGUCGAGGGCUCACCGAAAGUCACUUUCAAUAAGUCUUCGGUGAGUGAUGUGACCGAUGGGCUGUCGAAGCGAUUGAAUUUUGAUGAGUCAUCCAAUGGAGAGAUGAAGUCAUUCCUCGAAUACAAGCACAACAACACUGACAUAGAUCUGGUCAUCAAUGAUGCCGUCAUUGGCGACAAUGAGCGCCAUUUGGCUACAAUCUUUGACCCCAGUAUUGGACGCAUUAUUCACUCCCUGCCAGAAGACUAUAUCAAUGAACUGCCGGUUGUGCCCAAAGCCGAGGAUUUAAUAGUUGCCAAAUAUCCUGACGGCCAGUACUUCCGGGCGUAUGUCCUCGAAGUGCAUUCAAAGAGCGCUAAAGUUUUCCUAAUCGAUGACUCAAUUAUCUCUGACGUGGACUUCUCACGCAUUUAUCAGAUCAAAGCCAAAUACCUGAAGGCGCCCUCAUUUGGUGUCAUUCUGGUGCCCGACUCCAGAGAAGCCUCAGAAUUGCUCAGAAAGACGGCUAAAUUGGAUAAGUCUAUCCUUAGGGGCGCUUAUGUCAAACGGGACGACAAGUUCUUUGCCCAAUGCGACGACCAUUUGUAUGAAGUGUUGCCUUUCAAUGCGUUCAUUGAUUCCAUCAAACAGUCACUCAAUGAGCCCAUCAAAGCCACCACUCAGUCCAACACUGAGUCCACUCAACCAAACAAUAAGUCAAUCGAUUAUUUCGCUCAACUGUCCGUCCGUUCGGUGAAGAUUAAUAAAACUGUUGAAGCGAUGGCUUUAUUCAAAGAGGUAUCGGAUCCCAAAGUGUUCUUCAUCGCCGCCGAAGGUGAAGACUUCGAGAAUAUGAUGUCAUUGUGUGCUUCACUGGGAUCUAAGUUCGACGACAGGACUCGCGUGACUCCAGUGGUGGGCGAAGUGUAUUUGGCGCGUGCCAUCGCCGACAACGAGACGUAUCGCGCGGUUGUCCUCGAAGUGACCGGAAACCAGUGCAGAGUCCAGUACAUCGACUUCGGCAACGAAGAAGUCAUUGACUCGAGUUCUCUCAUGCAAUUGACACCCGAAAUGAGUGUCUCUUCUGUGGCACCCAUUGCCAUCAAAUGCAGAGUCGAUUCCACGAAACUAAGUGCUGAUAAUUUGGAGAAGAAGUUGGAUCAGGCCAUCGAUGGCUCGUUUCUCAUCAAAAUAAAGAUCCUUUCCAUCGAGAACUCUGUCCACUCAGUCGAAGUUUACUAAGCGUUCAUUUCAUGCAAACAUUUUUCACUACAUAUCAGAUUUCGUUUAUUUUUUAAAUACUUGUUUUUUUAUUUUCAACUAAUUAUCAAUCACUCAAUAAUUAUAAUACCAAUAGUUAGUCC
This is a messenger RNA of Oppiella nova, 2426 nucleotides long. NCBI's taxonomy places the organism in Eukaryota, Metazoa, Arthropoda, Arachnida, Sarcoptiformes, Oppiidae. The record is from the annotation of a GenBank genome assembly.